This is a messenger RNA of Coccomyxa subellipsoidea C-169, 429 nucleotides long. RefSeq names its product Got1-domain-containing protein. Gene Ontology annotation, biological process: endoplasmic reticulum to Golgi vesicle-mediated transport; retrograde transport, endosome to Golgi. The record is from RefSeq and is a predicted model, not a curated record. The transcript has 3 exons. The coding region runs from base 1 to 429 and encodes 142 amino acids. NCBI's taxonomy places the organism in Eukaryota, Viridiplantae, Chlorophyta, Trebouxiophyceae, Coccomyxaceae.
AUGAGGCUGCAUACUGCUUGUAAGCUGAUCGUUUGGCAAUUCUCAUGUCCUGCAGAAAUAGGGAUCGGCCUCACUGGACUCGGAUUCCUGUUUCUGGUGCUUGGAGUGCUAUUCUUCUUCGACAAGGGACUGAUAGCCCUUGGGAAUCUCAUGUUCCUAUGCGGAGUGGCACUCACCAUAGGGCCACAGGCAACGGUCAAAUUCUUCCUUCGAAAGAAGAAUCUGAAGGGCACCAUAUGUUUCAUGGCAGGUGUGGCCCUUGUGGUCUGGGGAUGGGCAAUUGUUGGGAUGCUUGUGGAGACUUAUGGGUUCUGGUUGCUGUUUGCUGGGUUUGUACCAACGGCCCUGUCUUUCCUGAGGAGGAUACCUGUGUUUGGCCGCGUUUUGGACCUGCCUCUCUUCAAAAAGGUCAGAUUUUGUCAUCUCUGA